AUGAACAACUUUGGUGUCUUUGAGGUCGCGAGCGCAAAGACCACCAACGCCCCGGGUUGGGCUUACGUGCCUGACACGGGGCAUCGACCGACGCCGACCCUUGCGCCGACGAACCGAAAACGAGCGAGGAACACUGCUCCAGGCCCGAGUCUGGGGGACUUGACAGCCCGGCAGGAAGCGAGGCUGCGUAAAGAAGUCGAUGCCUUGAUGAACGAUGGGAAUAGAGAUAACACAAUUCCUCUACCGGGGAAACGAUCACAGGGCAAGACUAGCGCGACGAGGAAGAUCCUGCAGUCGCAAAAAACAUUUGCGAAUCACCUUGACGAUUUCCAUGCCAUGCAGCAGGCUGAGGCCACGGCAGCCGCCACAGCGGCAAGCAGCAAGCGAGGCUCGACCCUGAAGAAUCAAAUCGACAUGGACACGUCCAUGACCGACGCACCCACAGUUACAAAGCCACAUUCGCCGAUCCUCAAACCUCUUCUUACGCCUUUCCCACCUCCUCACCCUGGCGACGACGAUCCGCUGCUCAUGUCACGAGUGCCAUCCGUUCCGUCGGACGAAGAAAUCCGAGCUCUGUUAUCACAUCCGCCUUUGACGUACCUUGAAGCCAGGGGUACCUGGAACGGCAACGAUGCGGGGAAACCACCCAUACGAGUAUUUUCGCUCUAUUUCAUCAUGGCGUCCGAACAAGUCGAUCCUCCCAAGCCGGCAGAGGGCGCACCUGCGCAGGACCUUCCAGUCCGACAGGACAAGCCCAAGAAGGAGAAGGCGCCCAAGGCCAAGGGCAAGCCUGGAGUCGAGCUUUUUGAACUGCCCGAAUACAUCCAACACCGCCUCGACGUCUUCAACCGUAUCAAGGAGCGAGCCGACGCCGAGAUUGCAGCCAAGCCGCGCGAGGAGAUCACCAUCGCACUGCCCAAUGGCAAGGAGGAAAAGGGCACUGCUUGGGAGACGACCCCGGGAAGUAUUGCCAGGAACCUCUCCAAAUCGUUGUUCGAACGCACUGUCAUCUCUACUGUCGACGGCGAACUCUGGGACCUGACCAGGCCAUUGGAGAAGAGCUGCAAGCUGGAGCUGCUCGACUUUGAGCACCCUGAGGCGAAGAAGGUUUUCUGGCACUCGUCGGCUCACGUUCUCGGUGAGGCCUGCGAGAGGCGCUUCGGGUGCUACCUCUGCAAUGGCCCUCCAACCACUGAGCCCCCUGGCUUCUACUACGAUAUGGCGAACAUGGGAGACAAAGUUGUUGCCGACGAGGACAAGAAGGCACUGGAGACCAUUGCCAACUCCAUCGUCAAAGAUAAGCAGCCCUUCGAGCGUCUCGAGAUGACCAAAGACGAGCUCCUCGAGAUGUUCAAGUACAGCAAAUACAAGGAGUACUUCAUCAACCAGCGUGUUCCCGACGGCACCAAGAGCACUGUAUAUCGCUGUGGUCCCCUGAUCGAUCUGUGCCGUGGUCCCCAUGUGCCCACCACUGGCAACAUCAAGGCGUUCUCCGUCCUCAAGAACUCGGCUGCGUACUGGCUCGGAAAUAGCGACAACGAAUCUGUGCAGCGUAUCUCUGGUAUCUCGUUUCCUGACAAGAAGGCGCUCGAGGAGUACAAGACGUUCCUCGCCGAGGCUGCGAAGCGCAAUCACCGCAAGAUCGGCCAAGAUCAGAAGCUCUUCUUCUUCGAUGAAAUGUCGCCGGGCUCUACAUUCUGGCUACCCCACGGCACCCGUAUCUACAACACUCUGCUCAAGCUCAUGCAAGAGCAAUACGCGAAACGGGGCUUCCAAGAGGUCAUGUCGCCCAACAUGUACAAGUCGGAUCUCUGGAAGACCUCGGGCCACUGGGGCCACUAUGCCGAGAACAUGUUCACUUUCGAAGUCGAGAAGGAGACCUACGGCUUGAAGCCUAUGAACUGCCCUGGCCACUGUAGGAUCUUUGCACACUCCGACAUCACAUACAAGGACCUGCCGUGGCGCAUGGCCGACUUUGGUGUCUUGCACCGAAACGAGUUCUCUGGAGCUCUGUCGGGUCUGACCCGUGUGCGUCGUUUCCAGCAGGACGACGCUCACAUUUUCUGCACAGUGGAGCAGAUUCGCCAAGAGAUCGGGGGCGCUUUCGACUUUCUGUACGCAGUCUAUGGUCUCUUUGGCUUCGAGUUCAAGCUGAAGCUCUCCACUCGCCCAGAAAAGUACAUUGGCGACAUUGGAGUCUGGAACAUGGCCGAGGACAAGCUGCGACAGGCUCUGGACUCAUUCGUGGAGAAGAUUGGCAGCAAGUGGGAGGAGAACCCUGGUGAUGGUGCUUUCUAUGGCCCCAAGAUUGACAUUACAGUGUACGAUGCGUUGAAGCGCGAGUUCCAGUGCGGUACCAUCCAGCUUGACUUCAACCUCCCCAACCGGUUCAAGCUUCGUUACCUUGCUUCCAAGGAUGAGGUGCUGUCCGAAAGCGCAGUCAAGGACCCGGAAUUGCCCGCGGGAUACGGUCGUCCGGUGAUGAUUCACCGUGCGGUCCUGGGUUCGUUUGAGCGCAUGAUUGGCAUCCUGACAGAGCACUUUGCCGGCAAGUGGCCCUUCUGGCUGAGCCCCCGCCAGGUCAUGGUCGUCCCCGUGAUGCCAAAGAUGAACGACUAUGCGCUGGAGGUCCAGAAGAUCUUCAGUGACAAGGGCAUCUUCAUCGACGCCGACACAAGCGCCAACACGCUGCAGAAGAAGAUCCGUACAGCACAGCUGGAACAGUACAAUUACAUCUUUGUUGUCGGCGCAGAAGAGGAGAACGCCCGCACAGUCAACAUUCGCAACCGUGACGACCAAGCCACCCAGAAGCUGGGCGAGAUGAUUGCCAUUCAAGAUGCUCUUGAUGGCAUGCUCAAGCUCAAGGAAGAGAGGCGUCUGGGGAACAAAUUUUAA
Messenger RNA from Emericellopsis cladophorae, 2895 nucleotides. Its product is annotated as threonyl-tRNA synthetase. The record is from RefSeq and is a predicted model, not a curated record. Gene Ontology annotation, molecular function: ATP binding; threonine-tRNA ligase activity. NCBI's taxonomy places the organism in Eukaryota, Fungi, Ascomycota, Sordariomycetes, Hypocreales, Bionectriaceae. Gene Ontology annotation, cellular component: cytoplasm. Gene Ontology annotation, biological process: threonyl-tRNA aminoacylation. The transcript has 7 exons. Bases 1 to 2895 code for a protein of 964 amino acids.